AUGGCAUCCAAACUUCCAUCCACCGCCCUCCGGCGCGCCCAGAUACCUUCCCAAAGUGCAUGCACACAACAAGCGCACCAACAAGUCCGGCACGCCUCGCUCCUCAAACGUCCGCAUCGUCCCUAUACCUUCACCCAACUGGUCACCCUCUCCGAUGGCAGUACAUACACACAUCGCACCACAUCCCCCGCACCGAUUUUCCGAAGUACCAAGGAUACGCGGAACCAUCCUAUGUGGCAGCCCAGUCUUGACAGUUUAAGGAAUAUAGAGCAGGAUGAGGCUGGACGGCUGAGAGCUUUCAGGAAGAGGUUUGGACGGGGGUGGGACAUGGAUGGUGCCGAGGAGGGCGAGGCUGGCGAGGGGGAGGAAGGAAACUCGUCGAGAGAGGAUGUGGAGGAGAGUUUGAUGGAUCUGAUUAGCGGGCAGUCGAGAGAAGGACCGGCGAAGGGGGAGGGGAAGAGCGGGAUGGAGAAUUUGAUGGCUGCUGUGGAAAAGGAGCAAAAGGGAAAAAAGGGGGGAAAGAAAGGAUGAUGAUCAAAUGGAACAUUGCGUGGAUGCCCCUUGGGUGGUGCUGAGCCAUCACAGAAUGUGUGGAGCAAUUGGUAGCAAGAGGACUGUACGAUAUAUGUACUUGCUGGCUG
Molecule: messenger RNA, 641 nt
Organism: Cadophora gregata
Lineage: Eukaryota; Fungi; Ascomycota; Leotiomycetes; Helotiales; Ploettnerulaceae
Exons: 2
Coding region: 1-531 (176 amino acids)
Biological process (GO): mitochondrial translation
Cellular component (GO): mitochondrial large ribosomal subunit
Molecular function (GO): structural constituent of ribosome
Source: RefSeq, a predicted model, not a curated record